AUGCACACUUACCAGCAAAGCCACCCCGGCCAUACUUGCCAUAUUUGCUUGGAGUGUUGGGGAUGCGGAUGUUUGCGUCAUACCCAUGGGCGCCUCUUGCGACAAGUGCUCUCUACGAUCCUCUUGAGCAGCAUUGCAUUGGCCUUCGCCAGCAUGGGGGCGUUGUUGUGCGGCAACGUGGUCCAUCACCUUAUCUUAGGAAAGGACAUCAUGCACUCUCGGAUCAUCAAUCUCAGCAGCUCCAGGAGUUCUGAGGUGGUCCUGAUGUUGAACGACACUGCCAAUGCGGUCUUGGCAUGUGAGCAGGCGAUCAUCAAAGCCAAGUUGGAUCGGUUGAAUCCCACAGAUCUCCAGUCCAUCGACACGGCCAUCGCGCUGCUGUCCAACGAAGUCCUCAUGACGUCCAACGUGCAUGGACUGCGGCUGGUCCUCACAGGUGCCAAUCGCCGCAGCAUCGUGCCCCCCACGGCGCUCGGCGUGGCCGAGCCAGACAUGGCAACGCCAUGGAUCCGACCUCGAGAUCAGGUCGACCUCGAGCGAAGUCGGAAGGUCCUGAUGCGAGUGACGCAUCAGCUGGUGUUGUCGAUCCAGCCAGCAGAUGUCACCCAGUUUGGUCCACCCGAGGAGUUGGAAGAACGACUCCAAGCAUUGCUGGCGGCCAACAACGAGAAGCUCAUCCAAAGGAUUACCCGCACGCUGGCGCCGGAGUGGAUCUCCGAUGGGGAGACGGUCUCCGAGGCCACGGAGGAGGUGUCGACACUGCAACCUCCUAGCAAAGGGCCGUCCCUGCGCAGCGGCACGGUAGACCGCACCAGCGGCACUUCAGCAGUCAACCGCACCAGCGGCGCUUCGGCCGUCAACCGCACCAGCGGCGCUUCGGCCGUCAGUCACCCCUCAGUAUCCCACAACGCCUCGGCGGAGACCGUCAAUGUGGAUGAACUGGAAGGGAUCAAUGAAGAAGAGGAAGAGGAGGGUCCAGAGCAACGCGAGCGCAAGAUGCGGCAAUCGAUCACUUCGUUAAACUCCGCCGACGAGCGCGCCUACAAGUCAGCACUCGUGAAGCAGCAAGACAGGCAGCACCGACGCGAUCAAGUCUUAGCGUCCAGCGGCAGCAGCGGCUUGAGCAAAGCCAAGGAGACCUGUUUGGAAGCGAAUCGCCGUGUGGUGGCUUCCUGGUCUUUCGAGACGUUCUUUGCCGUUUGCAUUUUUUCAAACGCCGUCUUCAUCGGUGUGGAAGUCCAAUACGCUUCCUUGAACCGUACCUCAAGGUUGCCAGAUAUCUUCUUCGUCUUGGAUCAGACUUAU
This is a messenger RNA of Durusdinium trenchii, 1305 nucleotides long. The record is from the annotation of a GenBank genome assembly. Lineage: Eukaryota; Dinophyceae; Suessiales; Symbiodiniaceae.